AUGGCUGAAGUUCCAACCGAAAGACCAAAAUAUCGAGCUGGUCGUAAACCAACUGCUGUCAAAGUUUACACAGUGAAUAACGAGUCCAGAUAUUUGGUAAUAGAAAACAUACCUGCUUUAAAUUUAAAAAAAGAAUUACUCGAAUUACUUUCACUUUAUGGAACUAUUGAAGAACAUCAGUUCUUAGAUAAUUAUCCUUGUGAAGAAUUUACUGAUGUUUACUGGGUAAAAUUUAAAUCAAUUUCUGAGGCUAGGGUAGGAAAAAGAAAAGUUGAUGAUCAUGUUUUUUUUGCCAAUCACUUGAGAGUUCGUUAUGGACCCGAAUAUGAAACUAUUGAAGAUACACGUCAAAAAUUAGAAGAUAGACGUAAAGUGAUCGCUAUAAAAACUCAUGAGAGAAAAGAUGAAAAAUACAGAAAAAAAAAAGAGACAGAAAGUACAGAACUUAAUCCAAAUCUUUCAUCAUUUUCUGAGUCUUCCACACAUCCUACAUCCUUUACACCACCUUUACCUCCCACAGCAUUUCCAGUACCAUUAGUUCAAAAUUUCCCUUCCGAACCUCCGGUACCUGGUAUUGAUUAUCAAUCGACAAGUUUUGCUUCUAUCUCUAACCAAACACCAUAUAUACAAUCAGAAGAUUCUCAAUCAUCCACAGUUCUUUCAAUACGUCAACGACUGAAAGAGGCUUCUACAGUGACAACUAAUGCUUCGAUAUCAGAAAAUAAUGCUGAUGAUAAAUUAGAAUCCGAGUCAUCAUCUAAAGUUUCUGCUCCGGAACAAAAAAGACGCCGAAGGAUAUAA
Diversispora eburnea is the source of this 801-nucleotide messenger RNA. Lineage: Eukaryota; Fungi; Glomeromycota; Glomeromycetes; Diversisporales; Diversisporaceae. The record is from the annotation of a GenBank genome assembly.